Molecule: messenger RNA, 300 nt
Organism: Lathyrus sativus (Indian pea)
Lineage: Eukaryota; Viridiplantae; Streptophyta; Magnoliopsida; Fabales; Fabaceae
Source: the annotation of a GenBank genome assembly
AUGUAUUUGAAGAAACCACUCUGGAGUGAAGGGAUCGAAACAGAGAAACAAAAUCCAACUGGAUCAUCAGAUCCAAAUGCUUCCAUGGUGGAGCUCGUGAAUUUACUUCAUCAACAAAGGGUAUAUCGGGAAGUUACUCCCGCUCUCACCGCCGGUCUCCCAGACGCACGCGCCGAAUUCUCGUUCCUCCGUCUCUGUGCUCUCCAUUCCAUUCUUAAUUUCCUUAAUUCCAAUGCCGAUUCCGAUUCUACUAUUUACCUCUUUAACCUAACCCAAUCCAUUCCCCCAACUUUAAGGUGA